Gongylonema pulchrum is the source of this 749-nucleotide messenger RNA. The record is from the annotation of a GenBank genome assembly. NCBI's taxonomy places the organism in Eukaryota, Metazoa, Nematoda, Chromadorea, Rhabditida, Gongylonematidae.
AUGAACGAUUUGAAAAUAUCCUUGAAAUUUUGGAUAAUCGAUUGGAUAGAAGUCGACAUACUUCCGAACGAUCCGCAUUAGCAGGUCGGCAAAGGCGUUGCUUUGCGAUUAGGGAGGGCACGGACCAAGUUAUUGAUAUGUUGCGUCGUGGUUAUGACGAGCUAUUGCAAGACACUCAGGAACGAAUCAAUGAAGUUGUCAACGAAUUAAUGAUUCGGAGCAAUCUUGUUUUACUAUCUCUAUUAAAUGAGAUUCGUCUGCUGAUUCCGUGUUUGUAUCAUGCAAUCGAGGCGAUUUCCAUUGUUGAUUUCAUCCUUGCGCUUGCUACCUACGCUACGAAGACUCCAUCAGUUAGAACUCUCAAGUCCGAAAAGAUUUUUCCAGUGCGACCUUCGUUUGCACAAUCCAUGUCGAUGAUUGUGAAGCAAGGGCGACAUCCACUUCUCGACAUUGCCACUGGCCUUUCUGUACCCAAUGAUGUGGCGGGAAAAUCAACUUACCUGAAGCAAGUUUGUUUGCUGCAAGUUUUGGCGCAAACUGGAAGCUUCGUCCCUGCCGAAAUGGCCGCAUUUCCCAUCCUCAAAAGAAUUUUUUCGCGCAUUGGACACAAUGAUGAUGCUGUAUCCAAAAAGUCCACUUUUGCUCUCGAGAUGUCAGAAUUGGUACCAAUUUUAAAGAGUGCCGAUGCUUCGUCACUCGUCGUUAUCGAUGAGCUUGCUCCUAGUGAGUUGACAUUUUUCUUAUUUUGA